Molecule: messenger RNA, 519 nt
Organism: Strongylus vulgaris
Lineage: Eukaryota; Metazoa; Nematoda; Chromadorea; Rhabditida; Strongylidae
Source: the annotation of a GenBank genome assembly
AUGAUGCUUACGAGCAUGGGAAUUUUGAAUGUUGGUCGCGGCAAGGUUGAAACCAUCAGAUUUGCGCGAUAUCGCCGCUGUCAUGACUAUGAGCUGUCCUACUGGUCUCAUUAUCUGUGGAAGUAUCAUGAAGAGAUGUCAUUACAUAGGGCAAUGGCAAUGUUGUUCCUCGGUGAUGGGAGAUACGGUUUCAAACGCGACAAUCUUUCGAUAGCUCUGCUUGUAAUAUCAAUGUACCCAAUUGUGGCACAUAAUGUUGCUGACAACAGGUUGUAUCAUCAACCGUUGCGUUUUCUAUGGACGCAUGCUGUAGAGCCUCGGCUGUUAGUACCAGUUUGUCGAAGUAAAAAUAAACCAAUCCAGUGCGAUGUUGAGAUACGGUUCAAAAAUCCCUCCAUGUCGUUACCAUACUACUAUGGUUUGGCACCCAUGGUUCUACCCCCACUGGAUGAUGUAAUCUCAAUUGCUCUUCGCGGUCCUGGCGUAGAAGAGUUGCACUUUGAUCUGACCAAUGAAAAG